Molecule: messenger RNA, 569 nt
Organism: Gongylonema pulchrum
Lineage: Eukaryota; Metazoa; Nematoda; Chromadorea; Rhabditida; Gongylonematidae
Source: the annotation of a GenBank genome assembly
CUGUCUGUCUUUUUUAGCUGUUAUAAAUGUUUCACGGAUGAGCAAGCGCUGCUGGAGCAUAUCCCAAAGCAUAAGGAGUCGAAGCACUUAAAGGUACAUAUUUGUCCAUACUGCGGUAAAUCGUACACUCAGCAGACAUACCUUGCAAAACACAUGACCAAACACGCAGAUAGGCGAAACAUCAACAAUUUUGUCGAAGGUCUGGAAGGUUUAAACGCGUGGCGGAAUGAAACCGUUGCCGCUUCCUCAGCACCGUCAAUGGCUGCCGCAGCAGCGCACGGUCAUUUCAACGCAGGGAUACAGGCUUCGGUGCUGUCGGCCGCAAAUCAGUCUGCUGCAGCCGCUGCGACCAGCUCGGCGACAAGUGCAGCGGCUGCUGCAGCAUGUACGUAUCCGAGUGCUGCUGCCGCUGCGUCGACUGCUGCAGCAAAUCAGAUGAUGGUUAAUGAUCCGUCUGCAUUUCGUAUCAAUAUGGCUGCAUUUGGGCGAACGCUGGGCACAUCCAGAUCCUAUUUCCCGUUUGACAAUCCAGCAUUCAAAUCGGAAGCACAAAGGCCGGCUGGGUAAUG